This is a messenger RNA of Cucurbitaria berberidis CBS 394.84, 1274 nucleotides long. RefSeq lists its product as uncharacterized. Lineage: Eukaryota; Fungi; Ascomycota; Dothideomycetes; Pleosporales; Cucurbitariaceae. The transcript has 4 exons. Bases 279 to 1274 code for a protein of 331 amino acids. The record is from RefSeq and is a predicted model, not a curated record.
AGUCACGCUUAGUCUCAGAGAAACAUACAUACAACGUACACAUGGUGGAUAUCAUUACCUAAAUGAUAGCUACAGGCUGGACAACUAAAGACUUAAGCAUGCUUGGCUCUUCGAUUAUGUACCUGUGAGUCGUGGUGGUCAGAACCGGAACCUUAGAUAUUAGACUUAGAACGAGCCACUUCCAGGCUAUGAUAAUCUAUGGAUCUUGCGCCAACCUAGUCUUGCUAAGACUCCAGGCGGUGGCGAGAAGAGCGAGGUGAGAUAAUAGGAGUUGAAGGAUGGCAAGGAGCACGCGCAGCCUGCAUCCUGCUGCCGAGUGCGGUGCUGAAGUGAUUGUAGCGACGGAAACCAAACAUUUAGCGAAAAUACCUAAUUUUGAGGUAAAGAAAGAGGCAGAAGGCAAAACAGUAGAAAGUGAGGAAGGAUGGUAUUGCGGUUCGAUUUACUUCACUGCCCACCCUGUCGAUAGCCUACUUUUCCAGAACCCAGACCUCUUCCACGAUCUAUUCGUCUUAAAAUGCGUCACUACUGUUGUCUUCACUUCAGGCGAUCGAGGUAAUACGGACAACUUCUCCUUUGCGCUUGAGCAUGGCCUCGAAGAAGCAUACUCUUGGAUCGCUGGCGUGCCAGCGAACGAACCAAAGCGGAAGGCUACUUUGGUGAAGAUUGGCAAGUACGAGGUCCCGUCCUGGGCACCGAAAGACAUGCCAAGUAUGCAGAUCCUCUACCUUCGUCUUCCUGAUGGUGCGCCUGCUGGGCAGGGCUAUGACACAAAUGGUGGAGAGUCACUGAAGAAGCUAUACAACAAGGAGAUCAAGAGUAUCACGACUACAGACGGAAACGUAACAUACACGCUUGAGGACCUCAAGGAUAUCAUUGUUACUGUCCUUCACGAGAGGCAGGCGAAUGACAUUCGGGUGUUGAACUACAAGGCUUCGGUGUCUCAUGAAUACAAUACAGACUUAGAUCACGCCGAUCAUACCAUCUCUGCCAAAUUAGUCAUCGAGGUCAUCGAGGAGGAGAAAAUCAGGGCAAACGUCAAAGUAUACGCAGGCCACUUCAUGCGCAAGCUAGAGGCCAACCUGGGCCCACUGCAUCCCGACUACGAGAGAAAGGCCAAUGCCUUCUUCAAGUACGCGGAACACGAUGAGCAAAUGUGUCAGAAUCUCGAGGAGUGCGAGGAUGAACUGGAGGGUGACGAAGCUGAUCUGUUCCUGGAUCGCGAUGUUAAGCAUAUUUCUCACUACCUGGAGCGUGAGUACUACGUUUCGUAG